UUACGAGGUUGUACUUUUGCCUUUUGCCCCCUUCCGUUUUAUAUCCAUGGCUGGUUCAUUUAUAAUCUCAGAUUAUUGAUGCCGUGGCAGAGUACUGGAAUUGGGUGUAUGAGGCCCUCUGCUGAGGAUCGGGCUACGGGGAACCUAAAUUUGUUAGGGGAGGCUGGAAUUUUCACGUUUUUGGGGUAGUGCUUGAACGACGGUAGCCAUGGACGAAAUUCCAUCAAUGUUAACUAAUCCAUUCCAAUUUGACUCGCUCUCGUUUUGAGUCUUCGAUAUCCAGUUGAUCUCAGGUCAAUUUGUGCUCCUACCGCAAGCAAAGGUUGACAAUGGUUAGUACCAGAGGCAAGAAAAUAACUAGUAGCUCCAAUGACACUGUUGGGGAGAAUGAAACUGCCAAAAAUGCUUUAACUGAGAUGCAAACUUCUAAUUCACCGGUAGCAAAGUUGGAAGAAUCAAAUAGUAGUAUCCAGGUAGAAGAUGAACUAGAAGCAGCAGUUGAAGAUGCUAAAAAUGAGAUAUAUGAAGAAACAGAUGACAAAGAAGAAAAUGAAAAAAUGAAGGAAGUAGAAAACGAUGAUGAAAAUGAAACAGCUACUGAAACUAAUGGUGAUAAUUUGGAAGCAGAAGAAACACUUGCUUCUGAGGAUGAUGGGAGACAUGAUCAAGAUGUAAUACAGGAGGAUGAUAACUCUGAAGACAGUGAAGAAGAUAUUGCCACGGCUGAAGAAAAUGUUUCAGGAGGUGAUGAAGUUAGUGACGGGGAGGAAAUUGAAGAGCAAUACUUAGGUGUGGAUGGGAGUGAGAACGAGGAUGGGGUUAGCGAAGAAGACAUUGGAGGGGAAGAUGCUGAAGUGUCCAAUGAAGACAUUGGAGGGGAAGAUGAUGAAGUGUCCAAUGAAGACAUUGGAGGGGAAGAUGAUGAAGAGGCGAAGGAAGGCAUUGGAGGGGAUGAUGAUGAAGAGGCCAAUGAAGGCAUUAGAGAGGAUGAUGAUGAAGAGGCCAAUGAAGGCAUUGGAGGGGAUGAUGAUGAAGAGGCCAAUGAAGACAUUGGAGGGGAUGAUGAUGAACGGGUCAAAGUGAGUGAAAUAGAGGCAAUGGAAGAACAUAAUCAAGCAAAUAUCAAAGGAAAAGAAAUAGUAAAAGAAGAUGAAAAGGACACUAAAGAGCACAAUACAGUGGAACCGAAAGCGAGCUUGAAGAAGAUUAAAAAAUCAAGUCAAAGAAGGAAAAAGAAGAAACAAGCUCCAACUGAGAAAGAAGUUAUCUUCAGAGAUAAGCCUGAAUCAUCAAGCAAGAAAAAGGCUAAGAAGAAAAUUGAGAGUAUGGGAAUGAUUUUCAUGUGCAGUUCUAAAACAAAGGAUGAUUGCUACAAAUAUAGGGUUCUUGGGCUACCGGAAAGCAAAAAGGAUCUUGUGGUUAAGAUAUAUUCUGGCAUGCGGCUCUUUUUGUAUGAUGUUGAUUUAAAGUUGCUGUAUGGGAUCUACAAAGCGGCCGGACCUGGUGGUUAUAAUAUAGAACCCAAGGCAUUCAAGUCACAGUUUCCAUCUCAGGUUCGAUUUACUGUUAUGGAAGAUUGCUUGCCUUUAGCCGAGGAGAAGUUCAAGAAAGUCAUCAAGGACAACUACUACACAAAAACCAAGUUUAACUGCAAACUGACUUCAGAACAGGUUAAGAAACUGUGUAAGCUGUUUAUAGCUUCAAGUAAAGGGCAGAAGUCCACACAGUUAAGCAGGAGCCGUAAAGAAGUAAAACCUCCACGAAAGACGAAAGAUUCUAAGCAGAGAUCUGGUGACAAGAGACGCCUUAGGUCGAGGGGAGACCCUCAAUCCAACGAGCGUCCUCGUAAACGGGCAAGGGAGAUAAUCAUGCCGGUGCCACUGCUGCCGCCAGCUCCUCCUCCAUACGCCAUUGGCAGAGCUUCUGAAGUGGAAGCUUAUCGUCGGGGUCCAUAUUUGGAGAGCCGUAUAAAUCCACUUCCCAGCCAUCGAGAUUCUUACAGAGAUUUGAGGUAUCCUCUGGCAGACUACAGAGACGGGCGGGGCGAGUAUCUAGAGAGGCAAUAUCUCACCUCUUAUCCCGAUCGGGGUUUGAAUUUGGAGCCUCGUGAUACGUACAGAGACCUGUAUAAUCGUAGCGGCGACGCUUACAGAAACGGGCACGAUCCCUAUCUGGAGCGCCAACUGUACCCUGACCAUUACAAGAGGGAUCCGUUGCCAGUUCGUCCCGAGGUUUACAGAGAUGAACGAGGGCUUGAGCUGCGCGAUCCUUAUCAGCGAGAAGAACCAUUGGAUCGUCGCGACCUGAGGCCGCGACACCAUGACAUUGUUGGAUCAAGCUCCGGCUCUGGCGCAGGCUCCUUUGUUCCAUACCGGGGGCGCCUAUCGUAUCCCGAGCCUGUUUAUUAUUUGGAGCGGGAACCUUCUCAGUCGAGCCGAGUACGUCUCUAUCGACUUUAGGCUGUGAAAUUAAACUUGUAGCACAAAAUGAGGGGUGGGGGGGGGGGGGGGGGUAGGGG
Molecule: messenger RNA, 2518 nt
Organism: Andrographis paniculata
Lineage: Eukaryota; Viridiplantae; Streptophyta; Magnoliopsida; Lamiales; Acanthaceae
Exons: 5
Coding region: 330-2459 (709 amino acids)
Source: RefSeq, a predicted model, not a curated record